CCGAUUGGCCGAGAGCGCACCGGAAGUGUCUGCGCGUUAGAUCCGUUGCGGGGAGCGUCGUCGGAGCAGGCCUCGCCGCCCUCGGCCGUCAGGAGCGCCAGAGGCCCCGGCCCGCCCUUCCCUUCCGCAGGAGGACCCCUCCGAGCGCGAUAUUAAUAAAGCAGCGGAAAGAAGAAAUAUGAAUAAGCCUCCCUCAAGGUCCAGCCCGGCACGAAGAGACAACUAUGGGUAUGGAGACAGAGAAGUGAGGCGCGAUCGCUCUCCCCUACGGGGCAGUCCACGGAGAGAACCAAGAGAUGGCCGGGAUUCCAGGGACGGGCGGGACCUUCGGAUGAGAGAUGUGCGUGACGCCAGAGACCACAGAGACCCCAGAGAUUUCCGAGACCCUCGAGACCUGAGAGAGCCCAGAGACCUGAGGGAUCCUCGGGACUUGAGAGAACCCCGUGAGCCACUGUAUGAUCGCUACAGGGAUGAUCGGGACCCUCUGCCCAGGCGAGAAGAGGGUUAUGACCGGUACACGCGCAACGAGGACUAUUAUCGACGGAGGGAUGACCCGUACUAUGACCGGUACCGUGAUCACCUGGACAGACCCCCCCUGACUGCUGAAGAGCGCAUGAAGCGAGAGGAACGGCGCCGGGAGGACCUGUACCGCCAGUUCUUUGAGGACAUCAAGCGGCGCAUUGAUGCGGAGCGACCCGUGGACUGUUCCGUGAUUGUGGUCAACAAACAGACAAAGGACUACGCGGAGUCGGUGGGGCGGAAGGUGCGAGACCUCGGCAUGAUCGUCGACCUGAUCUUCCUCAACUCGGAGAUGUCUCUGCAGCAGGCGCUGGACGAUGUCAGCCAAGGGGGGUCUCCUUUCGCCAUCGUCAUCACCCAGCAGCACCAAGUCCACCACUCGUGCACGGUCAACAUCAUGUUUGGCACGCCCCAAGAGCACCGCAACAUGCCUCAGGCUGACGCCAUGGUCCUGGUGGCCAGGAACUACGACCGCUACAAGAGCGAGGUCCGGGAGAAGGAGCGCGAAGAGAUUGCCAGGCAAGCCGCCAAGAUGGCCGACGAAACCAUCCUGCAGGAGCGGGAGCGCCCCUCGCCCACUGGGGAGGGGGUCCGCGGGGGCCACCCCCCAGGCAUCCAGUCGCUCCUGAACCUGCUGGCCGACAACCGCUAUUUGACUGCCGAGGAGACCGACAAGAUCAUCAACUACCUGCGAGAGCUCAAGGAGCGGCAGAUGCGAGCCAGCGCGGACCCUCUUCCUGCUUCCCUUCCCAGGCAACCCCUGGGGGCCUCGUCGGGGUCCUCUCUGGCCACCUCAGCCAGCCUGCCGAGCUCCCAGGCUCACCAGAGCGCCCAGCCUGUGACGCAGCCCGUCUCCGCCACCGCGGCUUCCAAUCCCCAGCAGGAGCUGCAGGCCAAGAUCCUGAGUCUCUUCAACAGCGGGACGGCUGCCGCCGCCGCCGCAGCAGCCGUAGCCAACAGCGGCACGGGUGUGGGAGGCGCUCAGGGCCAGAGCUUUUCCUCCAGCUCCGGCACUCCGAACCGGGCGGCGCAGCUCCUUUCCACAAGCUUAGCCCAGUCCCAGCCACGGGCACAAGGCCAGGGCGCCCAGUUUGUAAACCACUCGGCCCCGGCCAGGAACCCCGGCCCAAGAGCGGGGGCCCCUUCGCAGUCCUCCCAGCCGCUGUACCAGAACCGGCCCCCUGCCCCGGGCAACGCCCCCUCUCAGAGGCAGGCCCCUUCCUCCGGGAUCAACUUCGACAAUCCCAGCGUGCAGAAGGCCCUGGACACCCUGAUCCAGAGCGGCCCCGCCCUCACCCACCUGGUGAGCCAGACGGUGGGCCAGAUGCGGGCAGUGCCCCCUGCCCAGCAGCCCAUGAGCUCCUACCAGCGGCAUUACUGAUGCCCUGUCCGUGCCGUCUCUUGCUGCCAUUCCUGAUGCCCUUGAUUGUGCAUGCCUCACUCCCCCCCCCCACACCCCCUUUCCCUUCUGCUCCCACCAAGGCGGAGGAGGCAGGGGAGGGCCUGUUCUCUUCCACAGCUGCUGAUGUUGGAGCCGCUCCCCCCCCCCCCCGGCAGCCUGGCACCUUCCGUGCCAAGCGGCAGGGCCCUUCUUAUUCCAGAUGUUCAGAUCUCUCUGUUUUUGAUUUGACGUUGUAAAGCUAACUUUGCUUGGAUGUCCGGUGGAGGUUUCUUUUGCAGUUGAGGCCACCCGUUUAGAGGCUCUCGGGAGUGGGGCACGUACGCCUUUCAGCCUUGGCCCUAGAGCUGUAGAUGUUUCGUUCCUGAAUGGUUUUGUCAGUUAGAUAACUCUGUACUGUUAACAGGAGGACAUACCUUUUUUUUAAAAAAAAAAGUAAAAUAAAACAGUAUUUUAAAAAA
Sphaerodactylus townsendi is the source of this 2379-nucleotide messenger RNA. It is a transcript of the gene NCOA5, whose product is annotated as nuclear receptor coactivator 5. Gene Ontology annotation, cellular component: nucleoplasm. The coding region runs from base 179 to 1900 and encodes 573 amino acids. NCBI's taxonomy places the organism in Eukaryota, Metazoa, Chordata, Lepidosauria, Squamata, Sphaerodactylidae. Gene Ontology annotation, biological process: regulation of signal transduction. The transcript has 8 exons. The record is from RefSeq and is a predicted model, not a curated record.